Molecule: messenger RNA, 249 nt
Organism: Nelumbo nucifera (sacred lotus)
Lineage: Eukaryota; Viridiplantae; Streptophyta; Magnoliopsida; Proteales; Nelumbonaceae
Product: polcalcin Syr v 3-like
Molecular function (GO): calcium ion binding
Source: RefSeq, a predicted model, not a curated record
AUGGCCGAUGAGGAUUUGGCUAUGAGGGAGAGAAUCUUUAAGCGGUUUGACAUCAAUGGCGACGGCCAGAUAUCCUCUGCCGAGCUUGGCGAAACCUUGAAGCAAUUGGGCGCGGCUACUCCGGAGGAAAUCCAACGCAUGAUGGCUGAGAUCGACACUGAUGGUGAUGGCUACAUCUCUUUCCAGGAGUUUACCGAUUUCUGUAACGCCAACCGUGGGUUGAUGAAGGACGUUGCUAAGAUAUUCUAA